AAACAAGUGCUUGAGCGAGCCCGCGCGCGCGCACGCGAGUUUGGGACACAGAGAAAGAGUGCGAGAGAGAGAGAGAGAGGGGGCUGCCAACAUCUGGAGGACGGGAAUGCUCUUCUGAUACGGACAAGGCAAGAGCUCCAAUCUUUGGGAAAACUUCCAGGAAUUUGAGUGCUGGCUCACAGACGGCCGGGGCAGGAAUUUCUUUUUGUGGUUUUGCGGCAGGGUAAAGGCGCGUUUCAGAAAAUGACUGGGGAAGAAAAGAGCACCCCGUCGCCGGAUUCUGUGAAAGUGGAAGAGGAAAAAAUGAAUAAUGAAAAAAGUCCAACAGAUCAGGAGAACAACUACCUGAAUUCAGCAAAAUGCCCACCUCUGGAUUUUAUUGACACUGGAAAAGGAUUAAAAGUCCAGACUGUAAAGCCUCAUCUAGUCAGCCUGGGGAGUGGACGUCUAAGUACUGCAAUUACACUGCUGCCUUUGGAGGAAGGCAGAACAAAGAUUGGACGUGCAGAUGCCCCUGCACCCCAGGAUAUAAUAAUAGAAGGACCUGGAAUUGCUGCAGAACAUUGCUUCAUAGAGAAUAAGAAUGGAAUCAUCACCUUGGAUCCUUGUGGAAACCUAUGUAUGUUAGAUGGAGUUCCUGUAACAAAGCCAACACAACUAACACAAGGUUACACACUUUGCCUGGGUAAAUCAUACUAUUUCAGAUUUAAUCAUCCAGAGGAAGCAAGUCGAAUAAAGAACAUGCUGCCCCACCGAAGCCAAAUCACCUCUCUGAGUCCAACACAAGAUUUUUUGAGGUUUAGUAAUGACACUGGUCCUUCUUUGUACAGCUCUGGUUCAAGCUCAAAACCUGUUAAAAUGCACAAUGACCUGCAGGAUAUAAUGGAGACACUUGCCAAGAAAAAUCUUACCGUGGAAAGCAACAUGAGACCUAAUGGAGAUUACGCAAAUACAUACUUUGGCCUUUCACAGUCACCAAAUGCUAAUUCAGCCCCACUUUCUUAUAACUCUGUCUCUUCAUCACCUAAUCUGAAUCAGUCCCUUUCCUCCACAGGUAAAUUUUUUCUCACAGAGGGCUACCAACAAUUAGAAAGAUCACCUUUAUCAAUAAAAAUAACAUCAUCCAUCUCCAGCAGCAUGCCUCCAUCCCCAAGGCAGCGUAUUACACCAGUAUCCGAUCUCAUCGACCUGCAAACCAGAGAAAUGGAGUUUUCACAUAGUCCUCCAGAACUGCUUCCAUAUUCCCGGGCUAGUCCAAGAAAUAAGUCUCAUGAAAAUGUCUUCUUUUCGUCAAAUUCAGAUGGAAGAAAAACUCAAGCAGGUGCCCAGCUGUCUACGUGGAAUGGAGGCUGUAUAGGUGAUGGUCACUCCUCUAUGAACACUGGAGCUGCCAGCAUGCCUUCAAGUCCUCGAUUAGCCAGAAGGUUAAACCUCCAGGAGACUCAGGCUCUACAGACAAGAUCAAGUCGAGCUGCAAAUGACUGUUGUCUUGAAAAUAGCCCUAGACAAAGGAAAUACUCCGGAGGAUCUUUGAAAAGUAUGGGAGCUUACAGUCGGUCCCUCCCACGACUGUAUAAGACCAAUGAAAGCCAGCUAUCUACUUUUAGUGUGCCUCCAAGGCGAUCCCUUGAUAACCAGGCUAGAUCUUAUGCUACGGAUAUCUCCCAUAAUGGCAUUUCAGAUGGAGAUGUUUUCUCAUUUACCUCUGCAAAGCCACCCAGAAGUUGGACAACCCUUGACCGAAACCCUGAUCCCAGUGUGAUAUCUAGCGUUCCGACCAGCCCUCGUGUGGCAAAAAAAAUGUUCCUAACAUCAACUAGCACAUGUAACAUGGAUUUUGAUAAAAGUAACCUACAAGGUCACAGUUCAAGUCAGAUUUUUGUAACGGAGAGAAAGUAUUCACUGGGGAGAAGGGAGCUAGAAUUAAAUAAUGCUGAAAAUUUUAAGCUGAUACAAAGUGGUCCGCUUCGAGAAAGAAGAGGUAGCAUAAGUUCUUUAAGUGGAAAGGAAGAAUUGAGAGAUUACCAUCAAAGGCAAAGGGAUGAGAGACUCCGGGAGCAAGAAGUGGAGAAACUGGAACGUCAGCGUCUAGAGACCAUUAUGAGCUUGUGCUCUGAACUGACCAAAACGGACAAGGAUAAUGCAGUUACAACUGUGGCUGACCUGCAAAAAAUCAACAAAGAACUUGAGAAACUCCAGUUAACAAAUGAGGAUCCAGUGUUCACUGAUUCACUGCUUUGUCAAGAAAAUGGUUAUGACUCAAGGUCUAGAGAUCCUUCUAGAUCCCCAACGGUUUCUUUAUCUGGAUCACAUUGCAACACCCUGUUUAAUCACAGCAGCAACAGUGAGAAAGAUGUUCGAGAUUUCGGAUUUGGGCUACUGCUAAAUGACAGUUUGAAAUCCACACUGCUGUCCUCUUCUAGUGCACAACUUUCUCCAAAUGCCUCUUUACAGCAUCGAUCAGCAAAGAUUUCCAACACUUUAGAAGAUGAGAGGAUAAAACAAGAAAUAAUUUGUGUGGAGGAAGAGCGGAUACAUGUUCUUAAUAAUCUGGAGGAGCUAGAACAGAAGAUCAAAGACCUCGGUAAUCAGAUGGAGGAGUCUGCACGUGAGCUUGAUAUGGAGCGUGCAUUGUUGGAUGGAGAACAUGAUUCAGAAAUGACACAGCUGCAACAUGAAAAAGAAGUUUUGGACCAACUGAAUGGGAAGAUAGCUGAGCUUGAGACUAAUGUUAUUUCAGAAAAAUCCAAGGAAAAGACUAAACUUGAUGCUGAAAGGGAAAAGCUAGAGAAACUACAGGAGCUUUAUUCUGAGCAGAAGACUCAACUUGAUAACUGUCCAGAGUCCAUGAGGGAGCAAUUACAACAGCAGCUUAAAAGGGAUGCAGAUCAUCUUGAAGUGGAAACAAAGAAGUUUGAAGAUCUUGAGUUUCAGCAGUUAGAAAAGGAAAGCCGACAAGAUGAAGAAAAGGAGAAUCUCACUCAGCAGCUUCUUCGAGAAAUAGCAGAAUAUCAGCGCAACAUUGUAACAAGAAAGGAAAGGAUUUUAACUUUAAAAAAACAGUCAACACAGAUUGCUCAACAGACUCAGAAAGAAAAGGACAAUUUUCUAAAAGAAAAAAACAAUUUAUUAGUCAUGUUGCAAAGAGAAAAGGAAAAUCUAAGCAGCCUUGAAAAGAAAUAUUCAGAUCUUACAGGAGGAAGAAGUUUCCCUGUCAACCCUAACAGCUUGAAAGAGGGCUAUGUCACAGUAAAUGAAAUCAAUGAGAUGUAUGGCAAGUCUGGAAACAUUUCCCUACCCUCUCAGCUCCCCUUGGAUACAGUCUGUUCCGAGCCAGAUAAGGAAGUUUCCUCAACAGAACAGACUCCCUUGUCACCUAAGGAAGAGCAUUUCAGAUCAAUAGAAGAAAGAAAAAAAUCCUCCAAAGAAGGCAAUUACAUGAGUGAUACAUUACCAAGAAAGAAAAGUGCCCCAACUAUUUCACCCCACUUCAACAGCUCAACGCUGGGACGCAGUGUUACACCCAAAUCUCAUAUGCCCCUGGUUCAGAGUGCUAGCUGUGGAAGUGUACUUCCUCGAAAUCUAACUGUAUCACCGAAGGACAUUGACUCAAGAAGAAUGCACAAAGGGCAUAAUCAUGACCAUAUGAGUGAAGAACAAAGACAACGUUUGCCUGACUUUUAUAACAGAACGGCAUCUGAAUCUAAUGUUUAUUUGGAUUCUUUCCAUUAUGCUGACAACGGAUACAAGGAGCGUGCAUUUGAUACACUGAGUAUCGAUAGCUCUGAUAGUAUGGAAACCAGCAUUUCUGCUUGCUCUCCCGAUAAUGUCUCAAGUGCUAGUACUGCCAAUGUUGCCAAAAUAGAAGAGAUGGAGCGCCUUUUAAGGGAGGCUCAAGCUGAAAAGACACGCCUACUUGAGUCAAGGGAACGGGAAAUGGAAGCAAAAAGGCAAGCUUUGGAAGAGGAAAAACGUCGACGUGAAGAACUGGAAAAGAGGCUGCAAGAGGAAACAAAUCGCCGGCAGAAGUUAAUUGAAAAGGAGGUCAAACUGAGAGAAAAGCAGAGGGCUCAGGCUCGGCCUCUCACCCGAUAUCUUCCUGUCAGGAAGGAUGAUUUUGAUCUCCGAAGCCAUAUAGAAUCUGCAGGCCACAACAUUGACAUCUGCUACCAUGUGUCACUCACAGAGAAGACAUGUCGGGGGUUUCUUAUAAAAAUGGGUGGAAAAAUUAAAACAUGGAAGAAGAGAUGGUUUGUCUUUGACCGAAACAGACGGACAGUGUCAUAUUAUGCAGAUAAGCACGAAGCCAAGUUGAAAGGAGUCAUUUAUUUUCAGGCCAUCGAAGAAGUCUAUUAUGACCAUUUAAAGAAUGCACAUAAGAGUCCUAACCCAUCACUUACAUUCAGUGUCAAGACUCAUGACAGAGUGUACUACAUGGUAGCUCCAUCUCCAGAGGCGAUGAGGAUCUGGAUGGAUGUCAUUGUGACUGGAGCAGAGGGAUACACUCAGUUCAUGGUGUGAAUUGCCAUUUGGAAAACUUGUGUCUUUAUUGACUAUACAUUCUAAUUACAGUACAUGGGCGUGACCUAGUUUACGACAUGUAUAUUAACUUGAUCACGAAAACAGUGUGGCCAAGGGUAAGGUUUAUUAUAUGCUUCAUUUGUGAAAAGCUGUAUUCAGUUUAUAUAACAAAGUGUCUAAUUUGGUAGAAGCAUUUUUAUGACUGGCUGGUAUUCCAGCAUAAACAAUUUAGAUGAUUCUUCUAUGUAAUUUACAUUUAAAUUAAGUUUUAACAGACUUCAGCAUGAUAUACCAAAUAUGAAGAUGCUGUAUUUUUACAUAAAAUUCUUUAGUACCUUGUAUCUUUUUAUUUGCAGUAAUGUACCCAGUAUAAUUCUGUGACAACUCAGGAACAUACAGGUAUAGUGUUCUGCCUAAAUGUGCCUUAAAGUACCUUUUUAAAGCUAAUUAAUUAGUAAUAUUUUCAGAGAUAUCAUCAGAGUUUUUUCUUCUUCUCCACAUCCCCUCUCGAGGUUUAGAAACCUGAUCCUAUAUACGAGCCAAAGUUUUUUAGUAGGGUGUGUAGAUUAACAUGCAUUAGGAUACAAGGCUGGGAAGCUGUGUGCAGUGGGUGCUAUACACAAUACGGUACGUAAAAGACAUGUACUGUUCAUUUAGGAUGUCCACAUACUGCACCGGUCAUAAAUGUACGGAGACAUUUUUAGCAUUGCACAGAGUGGAUGUUUUGAUGUUGGGCAAGUGGAGAACUGCUCUUUAGCUUUCUAUACUGUAUUAUAUUCUAUUUUUUUUAUCAAGCAGUGUUGUUGGAUGAUGUUACAACUUAUUUGUCAGAAGCCUCUUUUGAAUUGUUUUAUAUUGUGACUGUAAAAAAAUGUGCCGAAUGCAAUAAAACCACGUUAUCUGUGGCAUUUAUUACAGUGGUGAGACAAACCUGUAUAUGCUUUUUAAAUGAUUAAACCUUUUGUACUAUAUGUUUGGCUCCCUAUGCUGAAAAAGGUGGAGUCUGCUUUUAUGGGAAAAAAUAGCCUAAUGUUUAUAUGUUUGUAUAUAUGAAAAGGCGUUCUUUCAUCCACAAUAGACUUUUCCAUCAGCAUUUUAUAUUUAUGGUAUGAAACUGCAUGUUUUUUGCAACACCCAUAUAAAAAUUUAAAAUGCACAACGUUGAUGUGAAUUUGCUUCCAAGUCAUGUAUGCCACUAGAUCCUUUUACACUUCAUCAAAUAAGCAUCUGAAUUGUCAAAACAAUUCAGUUUUUAUACAGUGCCAGUAUAUUCGAGAACUGUCUUUAUUUUUGCGUAUGUGUGUUUUAUUUGUUAUCCUUUCCUUACUGCAAUUUGUCUGCCUAAAUACAAACUUGAAUGUAACACUAUACACACUAUGACGUGUGAAAAAGGUGAAAUUUAAAGUUCUUUAGUCUUCAAAUGGUUACUCAUGUAUAUUUUCCAUUUUUCUUAAUUUUGCUCGCUAUGAUAUUUAUGUUUAUUGUGCAUGCAUUUUA
Messenger RNA from Polypterus senegalus (gray bichir), 6018 nucleotides. It is a transcript of the gene phldb2b, whose product is annotated as pleckstrin homology-like domain, family B, member 2b. Bases 244 to 4521 code for a protein of 1425 amino acids. NCBI's taxonomy places the organism in Eukaryota, Metazoa, Chordata, Cladistia, Polypteriformes, Polypteridae. Gene Ontology annotation, biological process: regulation of microtubule cytoskeleton organization. Gene Ontology annotation, cellular component: basal cortex. The record is from RefSeq and is a predicted model, not a curated record. Gene Ontology annotation, molecular function: protein binding. The transcript has 22 exons.